UUUCCAGGGGAACGUCUUUACAGAGGCUCCAGAAGAAGCAACCAGGAAGUAUAGUAAAGGUUCGUCGCUCCCUUUCAGGAUAAAAAGGAGUCAAGCAGAAGGAUAGGGGGGCGUGGUUUAUGCAGAUUGCAAAUCGCAGGUAAAAUGGAGGGGACGUCAAAAGGUGAUGUGCCCGAUCGGCCGCCUAAUGUUGCUGCUCAAGUUCCCUUCCUUCACCUGUGCAACACUUUAGAAAAAAUUCAGAAGUUGAAACUCCGCCCAGAAAAGUCCAAAACCCUUGGGGAUUUUAUUGAGUCGUGGAGAACAUUUCAUCACGCCCUGCAUAAGGAUGGGCCCAAAACGACAGACUCUUUCUACCCAGCAAUGCGCCUCAUUGUUCCCUCAUUUGAGCGAGAGCGACUGGCCUAUGGCAUAAAAGAAAGCAUGCUAGCAAAACUUUACAUUGAUGUGUUGUGCCUCCCAAAAAAUGGUCCCGAAGCCAACAAGCUAUUGAACUACCGUACACCGACCACGUCUCCAGGAGAGUCUGGAGACUUUGCCGGCAUGGCCUACUUUGUGCUGAAGAAACGCUGCAGCAGUCAGGGAAAGCUCACCAUUAAAGAAGUCAACGAUUUCCUUGAUUCAGUGGCUACCAACAAUGCAAGCAAGAAGAAAGACCUUGUGAAGACAAGCCUCCUGCACCUCAUCACGCAGAGCUCUGCUCUUGAGCAAAAAUGGCUCAUUAGAAUGAUUCUGAAGGACAUGAAGCUGGGCAUCAGCAAGGAAACUGUUCUUCAAGUCUUUCACCCGGAUGCUGGCGAGCUCUACAAUGUGACCACGGACCUGGACAAAGUGUGCCAGCAGCUCCACAGUCCCUCUGUGUCUUUGAGCGAAGUUUCCAUCAGACUUUUCUCUGCGUUCAAGCCCAUGUUGGCCGCUGUCGCUAACAUCCGCAAUGUGGAAAAGCAGAUGGGAAACAGCUCUUUUUACAUCGAAACCAAGCUGGAUGGGGAGCGAAUACAACUGCACAAAGAUGGCGAUGUGUACAAGUACUACAGUCGAAAUGCCUUUGACUACACGCAGCAGUUUGGUGGCUCUCCUUUGGAGGGUUCACUGACACCAUACAUCCACAACGCAUUUCAAAACCACGUCUUCAAUUGCAUUCUUGACGGGGAGAUGAUGGCUUACAACCCAAGUGCAAAGACGUUUAUGCAGAAAGGGAGCAAAUUUGACAUUAAGAGACUCAUGGAAGACUCAGAGUUGCAGACUUGCUUCUGCGUCUUUGAUGUCCUGUUAGUCAAUUCCCAGAAGCUUAGCAAAGAAACGCUAAAGAAGCGUUAUGAGGUACUGCAGACAAUCUUCACUCCGGUCAAUGGCAGGAUUCAGAUGGUGCUGAAAACAGAGGCUCGAACCAUGCAGGAUGUGGUCGAUUCCCUCAAUGAUGCCAUUGACAACCGAGAAGAGGGCAUCAUGGUAAAAGAUCCGCUGUCCAUCUACAAACCGGACAAGCGGGGAGAAGGCUGGCUGAAAAUAAAGCCAGAGUACGUGGACGGAUUGAUGGAUGAGCUCGAUGUCUUGAUCGUUGGCGGUUACUGGGGCAAAGGGAGGCGGAGCGGUAUGAUGUCCCAUUUCCUAUGCGCUGUUGCAGAAGCUCCGAAGCCCGGCGAGAAACCCUCAGUAUUCCACACGCUCUGCCGCAUCGGUUCUGGCUACACCAUGAAGGAGCUGUAUGACCUCGGCUUGAAGCUUUCCAAGCAUUGGAAAGUUUACCGAAAAAAUGACCCACCGGCCAACAUCCUGUGCACAACUGAGAAGCCCGAGGUCUACAUCGAGCCUUGCAACUCAGUCAUCCUACAGGUGAAGGCGGCCGAGAUAGUCGGGAGCGACAUGUACAAAACCAACUGCACCCUGCGCUUUCCGAGGAUUGAGAAGAUCCGUGAUGACAAGGAGUGGCACCAGUGCAUCACUCUCGCCGAGCUGGAGGAGUUCCGCAGUAAGGCGUCGGGGAAACUUGCUUCGCGCCACCUACGUAUUGACGCUGCCAACGAGCCGCAAAGAAAAAGGCAAAAGCUGCCUGUCAAAUCCAAGAAGGUGGUCAGCAUCAUUGACCAUUCCAAACCCCAGGAUCUCUCCGGGGUUACCAAAGAGACGGACAUGUUUGAGGACGUGGAAUUUUGCAUCCUGAAUGGGACGGAGGAUCACCCCAAAGCUGAGUUGGAGAAAGGUGUGGCCAAGUCUGGCGGCAUUGUCGUUCAGAACCCGGGGCGAGAUACUUACUGUGUGAUAGCCGGAUUGGAGAACAUCCGCGUGAAGAACGUGAUUUCGUCCAACCAGCAUGAUGUUGUGUGGGCCUCCUGGCUGCUUGAGUGUCUGGAGCAGAAACGAGUGGUUGCGUGGCAACCACGCCACAUGAUCCACAUGUCCCCCCCCACCAGGGAACACUUCGCCAAGGAAUACGACAGCUAUGGUGACAGUUACUUCCUGGAAACUGACGAACAGCAGCUGCGAGAGGUGUUCAGGCGCAUGGGACCGGCAGACACCUCGACAGUCGUCGAUGUCAGCCAAGUUGAAGAGCGGUACGGCUGGGGUGACCUUCCCACCAGUAUGUUCAGACCUUUCACAGUCUAUGUGGAUGAUUAUACGGACAUCGGUGACCCUGAAACCCCCAUUUCUGCAAGUUGUUUGGAUAUCAGAGCCCUGGAGAUUCGUUACCACGGAGGGAAAGUGGUGCAGAAGUUGGAGGAAGGGGUGUCGCAUGUGGUCAUCACGACAGAAACGCGACUUGCGGAUUUGAGGCGAUUGAGGCGCAGCUUUCAAAAGAAGUUCAAAAUCGUCAGGGACUCAUGGGUGACCGAUUCAGUGGAAGCAGGGCAUCUGGUGAAUGACGACAGCUAUUUAGUUUGAAAAGUCUUCCCGCAAAAGCACUUUCCCUGGUGCCAGAAGUGGCCUGGUAAAUGUUUAGAGAUGUGAAUUGAGGGAUAACAAUGUGGCGCUGCAUGAUUGGACUCAGUAGGUCAGCACAUUUCUGGAGCUGUCACGACAUACCGCCCACUUUCUUUCCCGUGAGAUUUUAGCUUUUGUUGAAAAAUAACAAUCAUUAAAAACCAAUGCACGAUAUCGAGAGUAAAAUAAUUUAAACUUUUUUUUUUUGGGGGGGGGUACUGUUUGAAAUUUGAAACUUUUAAAUGAUGCUGUUGUUUGUGCGAAUGUAAAGUUUUGAUUGCUUUUUCGGGUUUAGUAUUUAGCUAUUACAAUAACUUUUGGGGCUACAGCUGCAUUUUAAAUUAUUAAGAUCGGAAAUAACUAUUGCUCGCAGCUGUGGAGGUUCUGUACCCACCGCUAUUUCCCAUAAUGCAACUAGAACAGCCGAUCUUGCAUACAAAUUUUAGAACCAAUUAUCGUUAUAUCCCUCCAGUUAUCUAAGUCAUGUAUUUUUGCUUUGGCUCAAACUGGAUUUUAAGUGUGAAAUUGUUGUUUUCCAACACAGACCAGUGCUGUGUUUUUGAUGUAAUUUUCAUUUUUUUUUUUAACAAAAAUAAAUAUGGCAAAUAAUUUAAAAUCUUUUUCCCUUUUCCAUACCUUUUCAGCAUAUGCUCAUAUUUCAGGUAGAUGCCUAAAUACCACAAGGAGAGUUGUUAAAACCAGCAAAGCUCCCUGCAACAAAGACAUUCUUGUGUUUUCUGUCAUCCAAAAUGUCACCAUCGUGUCGUGGGACUAGUUGAUAUGUUAUAACCUUCAUUUCCUCAGCCCCCGGGGUGCUGCCUGUGGUGUCCUGGGCGUUGUUGGAUAUAAAAUUGAAUUUAUUUUGGAGUGAAAAGGUUUCGACCGAGCCCGUAAGGCAAGGGUGUCUCAAGUCCAGUACAUGGGCUAUCUGUAUCCCGUUGUCCAUUUUUGUGGAGACUGCAAUAUGUGCGACAGCUCGCAACCCUCAUUUUCUUGGACUCUAUAUACCGUCUUAUGUCAGUUUCUUGACAGUCGUCCAGUCUCUGUCUUUGUAUGCAAGUGUUACACAGCGCAGAAAGUGAGCCUCUUAAAGGAAGGGAAUGUAAAGUGCCAUGAACGUACUCCACAAAUGAA
Syngnathoides biaculeatus (alligator pipefish) is the source of this 4056-nucleotide messenger RNA. RefSeq names its product ligase IV, DNA, ATP-dependent (gene lig4). Bases 145 to 2883 code for a protein of 912 amino acids. The record is from RefSeq and is a predicted model, not a curated record. Gene Ontology annotation, molecular function: ATP binding; DNA binding; DNA ligase (ATP) activity. The transcript is spliced from 4 exons. Lineage: Eukaryota; Metazoa; Chordata; Actinopteri; Syngnathiformes; Syngnathidae. Gene Ontology annotation, biological process: double-strand break repair via nonhomologous end joining; nucleotide-excision repair, DNA gap filling; immunoglobulin V(D)J recombination. Gene Ontology annotation, cellular component: DNA-dependent protein kinase-DNA ligase 4 complex; DNA ligase IV complex.